GUUGGUGUUUCCUUCUAAGAUCGUCGUGAACUCAAUACCGUGUUUCUUCAUGCCUGCCUCUCUUCACUGUAUCACUUCUUCCUCUCCUCAUUUUUUUCAUCAAGUCGAUGUUAUCGGCCCCCAACAGCAGAAUUGUCCUUGCCUUUUUUCCUAUAUAAGGAAGAACGGAACCUGUGAAAUCAAGAGGCAUUCGUUUCAAACGUUACUUCUUACCUAAAUUAUUCUUCACUGCCAUGUUAACUCGACCCCACGUUGAGAUUUGACAGAGAUCCCUCCUCUCUUAUUCUGACUAUCUACUUUUUUAGUAGUUUUCUUUUCUAGUUGUUUAGGUAAACAGGGUGCAACUCAAACAACUCUCUCCCAUAAUGGAUCCGCCAGAACUCUUCAGUACUACAACUCCAUCGGGGUCGGAACCCCGCGUCAAAUCCGAAUGGCUAGUGCAGAGCACACCCCUGUCAGCCCUGCCUACCAGUGAUUCGGCUACCCCUCGCCAAGGUGAUCGAGAUGGAACACACCGCUGCAUUUAUGUUGCACCCAUCAGGCCUGAUCCUGACACAUUAGAGGCCGAAUCUCAUGAAUCCCUUAAGACCCACGAGACCGGGACGAAGGAUCGGACGAAUGAUCCUGAUUAUCUCGAACAAUUAGUCACCCACGAUGGCCUCGAAGCGCUUGAAGCCGGCGCCGCAAUUCGCGUCACCUUGUUAAACCAACUCGAGGCUUCCCUAAGCACUGUCAAUGCACCCGCCGUUUCGGUAUGGCUCAAUGCAGUCGAGGAAUUGGAGAAAAGUGCAGAGCCCGCGCGGACUGUCAUAGGUGUUGUGGGCAAUACCGGCGGGGGUAAAAGUUCCAUCAUCAAUUCUAUCCUUGAUGAAGAGAGAUUAUUACCCACUAAUUGUUUGCGCGCGUGCACUGCAUCGCCAACCGAAAUCUCCUUCAACCACUCAGAGGACCCUUCUGAAUUGUACAGAGCUGAGGUGGAGUUUCUGACAAAACAGGAAUGGGUCAGCGAGCUUGAGGUACUGUUCAGUGACCUAUUUGAUGGCAAUGGGGAGAUUUUACGAGAAUAUAAAAAUGCCGAAAGUGAGGCGGGUGUAGCAUUUGCUAAAUUGAGGGCUGUCUAUCCGCACAAGACUAAGGAGAUGAUUGUCAAAGGGACACCAGAGUCUUUCGCAAAUGAACCAGCCGUGAGAGGUGUCCUUGGUGAUACCAAGGUGCUCAAAGAUAAGUCUGCGAAAUCGAUUUACGGCCGACUCCAGCACUAUGUUGAUAGUAAGGAGAAGGUGACUAGGGUUGGUUCUAGGAAGUCCAAUGUUCAAAUGGAAUACUGGCCUUUGAUUAAGGUCGUCCGGAUCUAUACUAAAGCCGAUGCUCUAUCUACAGGGGCCGUGAUAGUCGAUUUGCCUGGUGUACAAGACUCGAACGCAGCACGAGCUGCUGUCGCACAAAAGUACAUGAAGUCAUGUACUGGUUUAUGGAUUGUAGCACCAAUCACCCGCGCCGUGGAUGAUAAGACUGCCAAGUCUCUGCUCGGCGACUCAUUUAAACGCCAAUUGAAAUAUGAUGGCGCAUAUUCUGCAGUCAGCUUUAUUUGUUCCAAGACCGAUGAUAUAUCUAUCACGGAGGCUGUUGACAGUCUCGACCUUGAGGAAGAAAUCGGUGACUUAUCGGACAAGGCCGAUCAAUUGGAAACUUCCAAGGUAGAAGCCCAAGAGAGACUCGAUCAAUUGGAGGAUGAGAAGUCGCAAUUAAAAGGACAAAUCGAGGACCUUGAGAAUAAGGUUGAACUAUGGGAGGAUAUGGCAUAUCAUGCCUGGAAUGGCAAAGAAGUCUACGCGCCGGAAGAAAAUGCUAGGAAGAGGAAACGGGCUGAAAAGCUGAUGCGAAGUCGUAAGAACCGCGGCGCGCACAGGCGCGAUGACGACGAGGAAUAUUCGGAAAACUCAGACUCCUAUGGCAGCCAGACUGAUAAGGAAGGCCCGCAGCUUGCUAAGGACCGCCAAAAACUCACAGAAGAGCAGGUUGAGGAGAAGCUUCUGGCCUACAAAAAACAGCGAAGAGAGACGCGCGAUGAAUACAAAGUGCUGAGUAGGGAAAUCACCGACAUGCGCAAGCAAAUAGAAAAGGAAGAUAUCGAAUAUCAAAAAAUCUCCAACAGAAUUAAAGGUCGCUGUAUUCGGGAGCGCAACGAGUAUUCCCGCGCUGCGAUUAAGCAGGAUUUCGCUGCGGGAAUCAAAGAGCUUGAUCAAGAAAAUGCGAUGGAGGAAGACGAUACAGGAUUUGAUCCUGAUCAAGACAUUCGCGACUACGACGAAGUUGCCCGUAAUCUUCAUGUUUUCUGCGUUAGCAGCCGCGCUUAUCAAAAAUUGAGUGGGACACUUCUGAAAGAUGAUACCGAGAUCCCCCAGCUUCAACAGCAUGCAAAGAAGAUAACAGAAGUAGGACGAGCAAACGCCUGCCGCAAGUUUCUAAAUGGUCUAACCCGGCUUAUCAAUUCCAUGAAAAUAUGGGUCGGAAGUGAUGGAAGUGAAGCGACACUUUCGGAUGUAGAAAAGCGAAUUGAGGAGAUACAUCUGCGCAAACUGCUGGAAGGCCUAGAGAAGAAUCUUAAUGCACCCGUCGAGGAGGUUAUUCAAUUACUCAAGCAGGCUCUCUCUGAACACAUAUAUCAUGUUUUCGACUCAUCAAUCCCACUGGCGGUUGAUGCCGCAGUCGGUACUGCCAAUAGUUGGGGUGCGUCUAAAUCAGCAGGCGGUAUAGUUUGGGCAACCUACAAGGCCAUUGUUCGGCGCAAUGGCGUCUUCCAAAAUUCCUCAGGAAUACGUGACUUCAACCAAGAGCUCUUCGAGCCUGUUGGCCGCAACCUAACAACGGGGUGGGAGCGCGCUUUCCAACGCCGCUUUCCAACCAUCUUCGACGAGUUUGUGUCCAAGGCGAAGAUGCAAUUAGAGUCAUUCCAUGAAGCCGCUAAAGCCCGCUCUCAGAAGCAUCAUAUAAAUAUACCCCGGAUACUGACAUUGUCCCAUCAAUUGCAGACUCACACGCGUAUGUUGGAGUCACUUCCAGCUACUUUAUACGCCAGAACCAAUGAGCUUCAGAGAGGAAUUACUCGUCAGUUCUGCCCUUCCAUCUGUAUGUCCAUGACCCCUGCCUAUGUGACUUGCACAGCGGAAAAGGGACUUGGUUGCUAUGCUCGUAUGAAAGAAGCAAUGGAGAAGCAUGUCGAGCGCUCACGACACACCAUGUUCAAGGUAGCCGUCGACACAGUAAAGGAACAGUUAGACGAUCUCUGCGAUGCUAUCGAAAAGGGAAUGGCUGAUCACAUAGAAGGAAUAUCUUCUGCUAUAUUUCGUGAUUAUGCCAAAGUUCUCGUCGGAAUUACAGUUGACUGGGAAGGUGAACUUCCAUCCGAAGAGCUCGUCGUACGAGCUCGUGUCAAUGCGACCCUAGAAGGUUGCAACGCAAUGUUUGCCUCAGCUUUUACCUACCCCAACCCUAAACAGCACCAAGUCCAGGAUCCGGCAGGAAUGGAAAUAUAACCUACGGGUUCAAGAGGGGCCUGACAUGAGGGCGAUGGAUUUCCUUGUUUAUAAUAAGGAGAAUAAUUUGAUGUUGCCUUUGAUUCUUAUCUUCGGCAUCUGCUUUAUUGCUCAUGAGUAUUUCACCUACAGGAAGGAAAAUAAAGGGGGGAAAAGGGAAAAAAUAUGAAAAGGGUUGGGCGCAACAGGGUGUUAUAUGUGAGCGAGCCCAGGCUACAACCCAAGCCUAGAGAAGGUUAUCAAAAAUGU
This is a messenger RNA of Hypoxylon trugodes, 3785 nucleotides long. RefSeq lists its product as uncharacterized. The record is from RefSeq and is a predicted model, not a curated record. NCBI's taxonomy places the organism in Eukaryota, Fungi, Ascomycota, Sordariomycetes, Xylariales, Hypoxylaceae. The coding region runs from base 366 to 3536 and encodes 1056 amino acids. The transcript has 9 exons.